Messenger RNA from Penicillium samsonianum, 1431 nucleotides. RefSeq names its product 1,3-beta-glucanosyltransferase gel2 (gene gel2). Gene Ontology annotation, biological process: fungal-type cell wall (1->3)-beta-D-glucan biosynthetic process. NCBI's taxonomy places the organism in Eukaryota, Fungi, Ascomycota, Eurotiomycetes, Eurotiales, Aspergillaceae. The record is from RefSeq and is a predicted model, not a curated record. The transcript is spliced from 4 exons. The coding region runs from base 1 to 1431 and encodes 476 amino acids. Gene Ontology annotation, molecular function: 1,3-beta-glucanosyltransferase activity. Gene Ontology annotation, cellular component: fungal-type cell wall; cytoplasm.
AUGAUCUCAUACACUCAACUCUUAGCAUCCGUGUGUGCGCUUGCCAGCACCGCGGCCGCUUUGACCCCACUGGAAGUCAGCGGCAAAGACUUUGUUGACUCCAAGACCAAGGAUCGUUUCCAGAUUAUCGGUGUUGAUUACCAGCCCGGUGGUGAAGCCGGCUUCACCACGAAGCUAGACCCUUUGAGCGAUGCAGAUGUCUGCCUGCGCGAUGCUGCCCUCAUGCAGCGCCUGGGUGUCAACACCAUCCGUGUGUACAACUUGGAACCCUCUCUCAACCACGACAAGUGCGCGUCGAUCUUCAACGCCGCAGGAAUCUACAUGAUUCUCGAUGUCAGUAACCCUCUGGCUGGUGGCUAUCUGGACCGCAGCGCCCCCUGGACCACCUACAGCGCCAUCUAUUACAAGCAGGUGUUCGGUGUUAUCGAGGGCUUCAAGAACUACGACAACGUCCUGGGCUUCUUCGCUGGAAAUGAGGUGAUUAACGAGGAUGCCCAUUACAUGGCUCCCAAGUACGUCCGUGCCGUCGUUCGUGAUAUGAAGGAUUACAUCGCCAAGAACUCUAAGCGCGCUAUUCCCGUUGGAUACUCCGCUGCCGAUAUCCGUAACAUCUUGAUGGACACUACACACUACUUCGAGUGUGAGCUCAAGAACUCGACCUCUUCCCGCGCUGACUUCUUCGGCCUCAACUCGUACUCUUGGUGCGGUGACUCCUCCUACAAGGCCAGCGGCUUCGAUGUCCUAACCGAGGACUUCACCAACGCCACUAUUCCCGUUUUCUUCUCCGAGUACGGCUGUAACGAUGUCAAGCCCCGUAUCUUCACCGAGGUGCAGGCCCUCUACGGCGUGGAGAUGACCCAGGCUUUCUCUGGUGGUCUCGUUUACGAAUGGACCCAGGAGAAGAAUCUGUACGGCCUGGUCAAGGUCAACGACUCCAAGACCGUGACCACUCUUAUCGACUAUGAUAACUUCCAGAAGCAGCUCAACAAGCUCGAUAUUGACCGCAUCAUGUCGAGCAACGCCACACAGGCCAAUGUCAAGCCCGAGGCGUGCAGUACCUCACUCAUCAAGCGCAAGUCCUUCUACAACGCCUGGGAUCUGCCCGAGGUUCCUUCCAAGGUCUCGGACUACAUUAAGAACGGUCUGCCCGAUGCCCCCACCGGCAAGUUGGUCUCUGUCUCUUCCACCACUAUCCCCCAGAAGGUGUAUGACUACACCGGCAAGGAGAUUACCGAUGUCAAGUUUGAGGUCAAGAGCGGUGCCAACACCCCCUCUUCUUCCUCCGGAUCCUCUGGAUCGGGUACCUCCGGUUCUUCCUCCAGCUCCGGUACUUCGACCUCCACCAACAAUGCCGCCGCUCCUAAUGGCGCUCCCUCACUUGCCCUCGGUGGUGCAGGAGGUUUCUUCAUGCUGCUUGCAUCCCUUAUGUAA